Messenger RNA from Cloeon dipterum, 2231 nucleotides. RefSeq names its product Death resistor Adh domain containing target (gene Drat). The record is from RefSeq and is a predicted model, not a curated record. Lineage: Eukaryota; Metazoa; Arthropoda; Insecta; Ephemeroptera; Baetidae. The transcript is spliced from 7 exons. Gene Ontology annotation, molecular function: oxidoreductase activity, acting on the CH-OH group of donors, NAD or NADP as acceptor. The coding region runs from base 184 to 1308 and encodes 374 amino acids.
GCUAGCGGGCAGGCGCAUGCGGCCGCAUGCACCCAGCAUAACACAUUACAGCUCCGGUAUACAAAGGCCCUAGUCGGUCCCAGCUGACAGCACCAACUACGCAGUUCCAGCUACCCUCAUCUGGAUCGUGGUUCUACUUAACUCUCUCUUCUCCCAAUUUGCGCUAAAGCAUAAUCUGCCGAAAUGAACAAGCUGUGUCGGCAAGUAAGCAUCGAGUCGCCCGGGCCGACCAUCAAGGACUGCGUGUUCAGCUUUGAAGUGCCGAUGCCGGACGUGCCGCCGCACGGUGCUCGCAUCAGGGUGGCGUGUGCCGGGGCGUGCUACCGCCUCCACCGCACGCCGUCGCUCUCCUCCGUCUCCUCUGUCUCAUCCAUCUCGUCAGACAAGUCAUUCGACCUGCCGCUGUUCACCAGCCCCUCCCACCCUGGGGUCAGGGACACAGCCCUCUACCCUGGCUAUGAGGUAGCCGGCAUCGUCGAGUCGCUCGGUUCGGAAGCCGUCGCCGACAAUCCGCUUAAGGUUGGCGACCGGGUUGUCGUCUUCCCUUAUGAGGGUGUGCCCCACGGAUAUGCCGAGUUCAUCACAGUGACAGACCUAAAGUACUUGGUGAAGAUACCAGCGCACAUGCCCCUGAGCGUGGCUGCAAUGCUGCCGACCGGCGCUCUGCUGGCCAUGAACACAGUCAUCCACGCCAGGGAGUACACCGACCAGUUGUUCAAGGAAAAAGGCGAAAAUGCUCGUGCAAAAAUUUUGGUCGUGGGCACCGGAGGAUUGGCCCUGUGGGCCCUGAAAAUUGCAAGUUACGAGUUUCAAGACAUCGAAACCAGGGUGUGCAUAUCCGUGGCCACCCUCAGGGAUGAAGGAUUCCAACUCGCCAAAGAAAAUCUAAGAGUGAAUCAGGUGCAGUGGAAUGAAGACGUGUACGAGAAGCAGCUGAUUGAGAGAACCAUCGACGCUUGCAAGGGAGAAGUGGACAUCGUCAUCGACUUUGGCACAACCUCCAGGAGCCUGCACAGAUCUCUGCAAUGCCUGAGCAGGGGUGGUGUGGUGUUCAUCAGCGCCGAGGUGGCUGAGCGGCUGAUGCCCAAGUUCAGCAAAAGAGCGGAAGAGAAGGACCAGUGCAUUCGCCCUGUCGACAUGGGCUCCAUUGAGCAGCUUGAGGAGCUAGUCGAGCUUGUCAGUAACAGAAAGAUCAUCCCUCCUCCGCACACCGUAUUCCCGGCGGAGCAGGCAACAGACGUCAUUCAGAAGUUGUGCCACUCUGAAAUCCCCGGCAGGGCAAUACUGGAAUUCUUCUCCUCUGACUAAGUACGCACGACGACGUGAAUUGAACGACGAUUGAACCGGGUCAUUAGUCUAUUAUGUAUACUUGUAUAAUGUAUGUUGAUAUUUAUGCACUUGUUCAUUGCCAGGAGAGAAAAAUGCAGAAUGGUUUUUAUAAUUUUAUGGCUGUUGACCAGACAUAGAACGUAAGACAACCAACCCUUUUUGUAUUUUCGACUAAAAUUAGAGAGGCCAUCGAGCCUAAGCAUUUUAGUUAAAUCGCAUUGAUUGGGUUUAAGGAGGAAUUGAAAUGAAAAUGCACCUCAAAAAUCCAUGACAGUUCUGAGCACUUUUUGGCUAGUUCGCAGAUCUCAAAGCAUUUAGAAGCACAAACGGCAGGAGAGAAAAAAAGAGCUAGAAAUUUCAUGGUGGGUGUUUUAUUGAUUGAUCGAUGCAUUUGAGACGAUUCAGUUUUCAGGUUCUAAUAGUGCGAGACGCGCGGUUGAGAGUUAUUAUAUUAUAUAAUUGACUGACAUUCGACAGUUGUGAAUGAUGAUUUAAACGUAAUUAUAAAACUAAAACUGUUAGUCCGUAAGUGGUUUGAUAUGAUUUACGAGUUAUAAUUCAUUUCUGGCUGUGCUUGAUUAGGAAAUAGGCUUACUACUGUUAACUGUUCAUUCGAAAGUAUUCAUUAAACACGUGUCAUGAUGGCCAUAAAAAAGUGCGGAUCGAAUGGUAAAGGUUUUGCGGACGGUGCUUGCUCAAAGCGACACACGAACCGAAUGUGAACAGCAUAUUUUAGGCCAGUUUUAUCGAAUUCCACAUUCAAGUACCACAACAUCCACAUGAGAAGUACAGAAUAUAUAUAUUAUUUUAUAUUUAACAAAGUAUAUUGUAGCUAUUUUGUGAAAAGAUACUAAGAUGUUGGACAAAAUGACGCAAUAAAAUCUAAUUAAAUUAGUUCAAAA